Messenger RNA from Drosophila serrata, 1059 nucleotides. RefSeq lists its product as uncharacterized. The record is from RefSeq and is a predicted model, not a curated record. NCBI's taxonomy places the organism in Eukaryota, Metazoa, Arthropoda, Insecta, Diptera, Drosophilidae.
CAUUAUUGUUAAUAUCAAGGCAUCAGUGGAAAAACCUUGCUGAGCUCCCAGUUUUCCUAGCUUCCCACCAUCCCACGCUUUUUCACCCAACCCACAAACCAAGCGGAAAACCCCCUCAGUGCACUUGCUUCCUAACCCUGCAACGAUGUCACAUAUGAGGAGCCGCGGGGAGGGGGACCAUGGCAGCGAGGGGAGCUCGAGUGAUAGCCUCAAAUUGGCCGAUUGCCCUCAAACUCUGGUAUCCAAUGAAAAUAGCAAUUCGAAUAAGGUUUCGACUCGUCGUCGCUGUCGCAACCGUCGCCGCCGUAUCAGUGGAGAGUUCAGCAGCAGCAGCAGCGCAUCGGAGGUCAUUAUCACACGCCGUCGCCAUCGUCGUCGUGGCGUUCUCUCCGACGAGGAUGCAUUAUUGACCUUCGAACCAUAUCAGCCCAAUGCAGCCCUUGCACGUGCUCCGGCGGCUGCUUCUGGCCGAAUUGUGACGACCAAGAGAUGGUAUCAAGUUCCAUGGCGCAAUAUUUGCUUUGUCAUUUUAUCGGUAAUUGUACUGAUAUUGUUUUUUCAAACAUAUAUGGUGACAUGGAUAACUGGACGUCCACCAUAUCGCUUCAAUUGGAAUCUAUGCGCACUGAUUAUCUGCUGCGUCCUGAUGUGCAUAUUGAUGUCGCAGGAUCUGAAGUAAUCGACGAAGGACACAUAUACAUAUGUACAUAUGUAUGUAUGAUGAGAACAAGACUCCAGAGGUGGCGACAUCGAUGUUUGCAACAUGUUUAAACACGAAACAUCGUUGGAUCACCACCUCUUAUCAAUCAAAUACUCAUUACUCGAAUUUAAAAAUUCUAUUCGAAAUACUCAUGCAAGCUACAUUCCAACACUUUCAAUACAACAAACCAGUGCUCCUGCUUCAACAAUAUGUUACAAAUAUCCACAAAAUAUUAUAAAUAGUUUUAAAUUCGAGUUCUCACACUAUUCCAAUGUUCCACAAUACCUCAUUUAUAUCUAUUAAAUAAGAGUUCUUGUUUUCAGUUCAUACUAAAUACUACCUCUGUUCCACAAUAUCUU